Oncorhynchus gorbuscha (pink salmon) is the source of this 2414-nucleotide messenger RNA. Its product is annotated as BTB/POZ domain-containing adapter for CUL3-mediated RhoA degradation protein 3-like. The record is from RefSeq and is a predicted model, not a curated record. Gene Ontology annotation, cellular component: Cul3-RING ubiquitin ligase complex. Gene Ontology annotation, molecular function: ubiquitin-protein transferase activity; protein binding. The transcript has 7 exons. Lineage: Eukaryota; Metazoa; Chordata; Actinopteri; Salmoniformes; Salmonidae. Gene Ontology annotation, biological process: proteasome-mediated ubiquitin-dependent protein catabolic process; protein ubiquitination; negative regulation of Rho protein signal transduction. The coding region runs from base 310 to 1299 and encodes 329 amino acids.
AUAUAUGUUAUCUAGCUAGGAACUAAUCCAGUCGACAAUGUAGCUAAUGUUAUAGUACACAUAAUACUAGAUAUGUAACGUUAUAUCGACAGGAUGCCAGCUAGCGGAAUGCAUGCCAACCUGUAACUAUGGUUGUUAUAGUGCCACAAUAACGACGUAGCUAGCAAGCUAGUAUCUCUCUUAAACAAUGGCUUUGCUAACGGUAGCUGAGGUUCUUUAGCAUGUUAGCGUUUGUGGCUACAGUAGCAUUCAUAUGAAGCCCGUUAGCUUGCCAGAUCAGAGUUAGAAAGUUCCAUAACUACGGAAGAGAUGUCAGGAAUAAGUGCGGUGAGCUCGGCGUUGCCAGCGGCUACAACCCGUACCACCUCCUUCAAGGGCUCCUGCCCCAGCUCGAAGUAUGUGAAGCUGAAUGUGGGCGGGGUGCUCUACUACACCACCAUGCAGACCCUUACCAAGCAGGACACCAUGCUCAAGGCCAUGUUCAGUGGCAGGAUGGAGGUCCUCACAGACAGUGAAGGCAAAGAUAUUUAUAACUACACCAAGAUAGUUUAUCUGUGUCCUUUUCAAUGGGAGCAAAGCUGGAUCCUUAUUGACAGGUGUGGGAAGCACUUUGGGACCAUUCUGAACUACCUGCGUGAUGGUGCUGUACCUUUGCCUGAGAUCCGGAGAGAGGUCGAAGAGCUCCUGGCAGAGGCCAAGUACUACCUGGUGCAGGGGCUAGCUGACGAGUGCCACGCUGCCUUGGAGAACAAAGAUAUGUAUGAGCCCUUCUGUAAAGUGCCUUUGGUCACAUCCUCAAAGGAAGAACAGAGACUCAUCUCUACCUCCAAGCCCACAGUCAAGCUGUUAUACAACAGGAGCAACAACAAGUACUCUUACACCAGCAACUCCGAUGACAACAUGCUGAAGAACAUUGAGCUGUUUGACAAGCUCUCUCUGCGGUUCAACGGCCGUGUGCUCUUCAUCAAGGACGUGAUCGGGGAUGAGAUCUGCUGCUGGUCGUUCUAUGGGCAGGGCCGUAAGAUCGCUGAGGUGUGCUGCACCUCCAUAGUCUACGCCACAGAGAAGAAACAAACCAAGGUGGAGUUCCCAGAGGCUCGUAUCUAUGAGGAGACCCUUAACAUCCUGCUUUAUGAGUCUCAGGAUGGGCGUGGACCAGACAACGCUCUACUGGAGGCUACAGGAGGCGCUGCAGGCCGAUCCCAUCAUCUGGACGAGGACGAGGAACGGGAACGCAUUGAGAGGGUGCGCCGCAUCCACAUCAAACGUCCCGAUGACCGCACCCACCACCACCAGUAACUAUACCAACCAGCAUUAUCAGGAUCCGCAGACCUCACCAGUGACCAUUACCCAUCACUGAGAUCACACUACCGGUAUACCCACAGGUAAUCUCACAUCAUUGACCACAAGCGACUUCUGUGCUUCUGCACCACAGCCACUAAUGAACUGUUGCUUGUCUGAUAUCAUUCUAAGUAGAACAUGAUUUUAAUGUUCUGUCCCAAAUGACCAUAUCAGUAUUUUCUAAACCGUCAUCUUUUUUUCAGUGAUCAGAAUGUAUUUUACCGCCUUUAUUUCCAUAUGUUUUGUCUUUGUAUGUAUGUAGACAUAUUACUUGUGCCCAGUAGAGAUAUUGUGCCUUAAGUCUGUGGGUGUACGUGCUGCUUACAAUCUUUAUCAUGAUUUACUUUAUCACGUCACUACAACAUUGCUUUGAAGUUCAGGUAUGUGUCACAGUAUAGCUAGUUCAGGUCAAUUGCAGUUAAAGGAUUCUAUACAUUAUGUACAAUGUGGAACAAUACAUUUUCCUACCACAGCAGUUUUAGAUAAAAAAAUAUAAAGUGAUAUGUAAACUGUAUAACAGCAUUUUAUCUUGUGUUUAGAAAUUGGGUGCUUCUAUUUUCUGUAUGUACUCAUUUCGUCCAGCAGAGGGUGUUGUGUACAAAAACACUGAAAGGUGUGAUAUAUUAGGUUGACGUUACCUCUAGAUGGUGAUCUUCGGUCAGUGUUGUAGUUCCCCCACUAAUGAUUAAGGAUUUUUGGAGGGGAAGCUGAUCCUAGAUGUUUGCCUACGGGAACCCUGAAGCGAUAAGUUUACAACCCACCUCUUAAUUGUAAGUGGUAUGAAUAAAGCCACCGUUUAUUCCGUAGUCAAGGAUUCAUGAUCUUUUGACAUCAUGUAUGAAAUCUGGUUUUCUUCUGUGUGAUAAAAAUGGAUGUCAUUGCUGCCUGUUACACAAAUGAUUGGCGGGUGACGUGGUUACAAGACGACACUUGUUUGGAAGAUGGAUCACAGCUGAAGAGACAAAGCAACUCCAGACAUUGCGUAAAAUUGUGACAUUCUUUGCGAUCAUUUCACAUGUACAAGUGUCUUUUGCACUGUAUUUAACACAUUAAAGAUGUUUAUGAAUACUUAG